Molecule: messenger RNA, 930 nt
Organism: Penicillium riverlandense
Lineage: Eukaryota; Fungi; Ascomycota; Eurotiomycetes; Eurotiales; Aspergillaceae
Product: formate/nitrite transporter family protein
Exons: 4
Coding region: 1-930 (309 amino acids)
Biological process (GO): nitrite transport; transmembrane transport
Cellular component (GO): membrane
Molecular function (GO): high-affinity secondary active nitrite transmembrane transporter activity
Source: RefSeq, a predicted model, not a curated record
AUGACUCUCGACGCCUUCACCCCUCGCGAGGUGAUUGAACUCGUCGCGCGCGCUGGCGUGGACAAGGGUAACAUGCGCCUUGAUAAGGUGUUCAUGAGCUCCGUAUCUGCUGGCUGUCUACUUGCCUUUGCGUGUGGAACUGCUCUCAGCACUAAUGCGACGCCAUGGUUCCAAGACAAUGCCGCGGGUCUGAUGCGCACUAUCGCCGCUUUGGUCUUCCCCUACGGCCUGUGCAUGAUUAUCUUGACUGGCGCAGACCUUUGCACCGGCUCCUUCAUGUAUACCACUGUCGCUGUUCUACAACGACGUCUGCCCUGGUGGAAGGGAUUGAUCCACUGGGCAGUGACUUUUCUAGGAAACCUCGCUGGGUCUCUAUUUGUCGCUUGCAUUGUCUUCGGCUACGGCGGUGUUUUUUCCGACUCGACCUUCAAAUCCGCUGUUCAAACCUUCGCCACAAAAAAACAGGUCAUCCCCGAUUUCCAUAUGAUCUUCCUACGCGGCAUUGGCUGCAACUGGCUGGUCUGUCUGGCAUGUUUCUUUGGUAUGCAGGGCCGCGACCUGGCGUCGAAAGUCAUUGGUAUCUGGUGGCCUACUUUUGCCUUUGUUUCGCUGGGGUUUGAUCACGUUGUCGCUAAUAUGACAUUUAUCCCGCUGGCUAUUUGGGUUGGAACCCCUGGUAUCACGACGGGUUUGUAUAUCUGGAAAGGCAUUAUCCCUACUCUUCUCGGGAAUAUCCUUGGCGGUGGGCUAUUUGUUGGAACCUACUACUGGUACAUGUACCUUUUAGACUUGAAUACUCUUCCAAUCUAUGGAUUGAGAAAGUCAGGGGUCGCCACACCACAGUCUGAGCCUAUCGCCACAAAAAGAGACGAUAUUGAAGCAUCGGCUGGAGCCUUGGACGAUUCGGUUACUCCCAGGGUGAGCGGUUAA